CCGACAGCUUCGGAAAUGGAUUUUACACAUCUCUUCUACUUUGUCUUUUGCUGAGUACUGCAUUGCAUAACAAUUUAAACAAAAAUAAUAUUUUUUAUAAAAUUAUUUAUUCAAAUCAUCAAUAAAAAAAAGCAAUCUUUUCGUCUUCAUAAGCAGAAAUAAAAUCAUUAUUCAUCACAUUGCAGCAUCAACCAUUUUAUCAACUGAUCACAAACAAUUUUCCCAUCUAACAUCUAAACCUCACGAUCUCAGUAUAAUGUCUCUCUCUCUCUCCAUCUCAUUUAAUUGCAGGUGAUGUUUUUCAUUCCAGCUCCAUACUCUCGUUCUCUUCAUGCUCCACGCAGGAAGAGAAGCUUUUGCGCGUUAGUCUCACCGGAGCGUUUGACGAAGGAAGAUGAAUUCCCGUACUGGCAGCUUCUUUCAAAGCGGUGCCCAAUAGUUCGUAGUUGACUCUCGCGCGGUAAAGACAACAUAUCAAACAUAAAAAUACCAGCCGUUCGCACGAACAGUGAAGAAAGGUGGAUAGCGUGAUAAAAGUGAAGACAAAACGUAAAAGUGGUUAGAGAAAUGAUUGAUUUUCCUGCCCUGCCCGAUCAGCUGACAGUUUGGUGCUUUUGGUGAGGAGUGCUUUUGUGCGGCGCAUAUAGAACCCAUUCAAACCCAGUGAGUGAAUGAGUGUUUUAAAGUAAAAAAAAACAAUAGAGUGUUAACUGCAUGUGGUAUAAAAGAUUAAGGACUGUUCGAAAAAUAAAAAAAUCGAGUGUAACAGGCAAACAAGUACCCUUUUAUUUAUUGUAGUGACAACCUGUUGGUGUAAAUCGUUCUUGUGCGUAAAGCACUAUCGGAAAGAGAUCAAAGUGUACGGCACUCAAACAACGCUAAGGUGAAGCAAAACACUAUUACUCCGGUCCACCGUAUCGUUAGCCCUAGAACACGAUCAGCGAACGUUAUAUGAGCCUGGUGUAAUAGAGUGCUAAACAAUCCCACAAUAUUGAUUUUCCCUGUCCUCCUUUCCCCUCACCACACACCUCCUACCCUCCUUACAUUAAUUGACACAAGUGUAGUGAUGCAGCUAAGAUGCGCGCGCAUAUUAUCCCGGUUGCGAAACAUUUCCCGCAUGCCCUGAAACUGGCAUCAGUAUUUUAGUAUUAGAAAUCAAUUUCCUCACACCACACCUCAUUCCACCUGUUCCCACCCCCAUCCCGUACUCCAGUUAUCGUCCUGGGACAGCAACAGUGCUCCAGUUCCAACAGUGUUGUACAGUGUUUCAGGUGCAUUUGGUGCACCAUAUCCACCAGUUCCACCGUCCACCGAGAAUGGUGGCUUAAUACAAGUGUGAGUGUGUGUGUGUGUGUUUGUGUUUUGUGAAGUGAAAAAUCAGUGCCGAACAUGGUGUUCCGGAUGUUCCGGAUCCGGCCGCAUCUAGAAGUGGAGCGCAAAGUGUACUGAUGUGCGACGUUCGUGUUAGUGCGCACCGACCAGCGAGCAGCAGCGUGAGCAAAAAUUAGCAUGCCGCAUGUGUUGGUGGUGUACGGCGCAUAGUUUGGUACCGUAUCAGCUUCGAUUACGGGUGCGCAAUCGAGCUUUUUGGGCGUGCGCGCGAGCGCGAAAGGAAAGAAGGUGUAAGGUGUACAAAUAACAUAAAGUAUAAUCAUAUCGCACUGCUCGUGCCGGAGCUGUUGUGCCGGUUUUCGACUUAUCUGUGUGUGGUGUGAAGGAGCCUUUGUGCAAGAUGCCUGCCGGUUAUAGAGCGAAUGGACAUAUACCACACCCUGGGAAUGGACACAUUAGUGAGUUCACUGCCACGGAUAAGUAUUACACAAACGGUGGACCGAAACUACGGGGCUGGACAAAUGGAGGUAUGCAGGAUCAUCAGUCAACACUGUCCCGACCCCGAUCGGCCGAAGUCAUCACGGCGAACGGUAAUGGCACACUACCGAACGGACGUCACAUGAACGGUGUGCUUACCCGUGGCCCCGGGGGAUUGCACGAGGAUCUAGAGUUCCCUCCAACACCCCGAACACUGUCCAAGAAGAAACAAAUCGUCUGGAUGCGACCUCACGAUAUGUGUGCAAGACCACAGUUUCGCAUUGCACCACCGGGAACGCCACUCACCGCCAGGGAGCUUCCCGAACCCGUGGGUCCCGGUGAUCCCAGCUUACUGGCAGCGCUUGGAUGUUUAUCGCAGCUGCCAAGACUUCUGGAGCGUGUCGUCCCACCGGAACAAACUUUCGAUACCGCCAACGGAUACUGUGGAAUGUUCAAAUUUCGCUUCUGGCAGUGGGGAAAAUGGAUUGAGGUGCGAGUUGACGAUCGGCUACCAACCCGGGGAGACCGCCCAGCACACAUGCAUUGCGCUCAGCCAGACAUCUUCUGGGCGGCAUUGUUGGAGAAAGCCUACGCCAAAUUGUAUGGAGGAUAUACCUUCUUGAAGUACGGUACAGUAGGACGAGCCUUACAAGAUCUUACAGGAGCAGUCGUACAGAGUGUACCUCCCAGUGGCCCAUUAUUAGGUGGUGCAGUGCCGAGAUCAACACUCCUGAUCGCCAUUAGUGGACUGGAGAAAGAGACCAAAAGGCGUCGAUCAGGCCUGCUCACUGAACACCCGUACUGUGUGACCGGACUUGCGCGAGUGAGAGCCAACUCGAACGAUUCCGUCACACACGGCAGUGGCUCGUCAGGUGGUGACACUAGCUUGAUUCGCCUGCGCAGUCCCUGGAUCGGUGGCGAAUGGGGUGGUGUCUGGUGUGGAGCAUGGUCGGAACGAAGCUGGGAAUGGAACGCACUGAACGAACGCGAUCGGGAACUGCUCUCAUCACGCUCCUCCAAUGACUGUGAGUUCUGGAUGUCCGUGAACGAAUUUCUAACGCGUUUCGUCGUGAUCUGGUUGGCACACAUCGGACCGGACGAUUGGGCACUCGAGCCGGGGUUGCAUACACGUGCCCCGUGGAGGGCAGCCCUUGCCGUACGGCAAUGGCGUGCCGGAUUUAAUGCUGGCGGCCCGCACAAGUUCAUCGAGACGACUGCCACGAAUCCUCAGUUCCGUAUCCGGGUACCGCCUGGCCAUCCCUCCAAAGCGCACGUCGUUGUGGCCGUAUCCCAAAAGUAUGAGUGCUACCGUAGCCGGAACUAUGAGGAUGAGGAGAUUGGGUUUACCAUCUACGAGGUACCACCCGGGAUGCAGCGCGUUACGCCACAGUACGUAAGUGAGCAGAUGCCGUUGGAUUUUGCCCCACUGUCGAAUCUGCGGGAGAUCGCAACGUUCUUUGCGCUGCCGGCCGGUGACUUUGUGGUGAUGCCACACGCGGCCCAGCAUCGCGAAGGACGGUUUCUGUUGCGCAUCUUCGCCGAUCAGCACACGGACGUGUGGGAGGUGAAUGAGGAGAACCUGGUGAUACACAACAUUGCGGCUGAGUUUUGUGACGAGCGUACAAUUGAUGCUCGAAUCCUCUACAAACUUCGCGCACGCUAUCCACACGAAAUAGACGCCACCCAGCUACAAGCCAUCCUGAAAGCGCACGGCGGUAAUAACCGAGGAUUCCGUGGGCUUGGCGGCAUCAACUGUGGACCCUCGCUGGAACUUUGUCGCGGUAUGCUAGCGCUGCGAGAUCCAGCUCUGGGCGGCCGUCUUUCUAUCGAGCAUGUACCGGCCUUGAUCGGGUUGAUGCGAUUCUGGAAGGCAGCAUUUCGACGCUGUGGUCCUUCCUCCUCCGGUACGGCUACACUCAGCCGAGGUAUCUGGGCGUCGAAGGUAUCUUCCUACUGUUUGCGAGGAUUGCUUUGGGCCGGUGGAGCUACCGCUAGCAAUAAAGUGCUGGAAGCGCUUGUUAGCCGAUUCACCCGCAACCGCCAGAUAACGCUGGAAGGAUACCUUCUAUCGAUGGCACGAUUACAUUUGGCACAUGAGCGCUAUCACAGCUUGGAUGCCAAAGCGAAAGCGAGCCCUCUAUCGCUGGAAGAGAUGAUUCUUAUGACCAUCUAUUCGUGAGGUUCUAAUCAGUAGAAGAGACGCAGGAAAUUGAAAAUUGAAAAGUGAACCUUUAAAAAACAUCUUCAUCACCAAAGAGAGACACACAACUAGAACAAACGUAUCCGGAUUACAACCAAUUGUUUUUUUGUUUUGUUUUGUUUUGUACAUGAUUAUUGAUGCUAAAAGCCGCGCGUGUGUGUAUAUGUUUGUAUAAUUAUUAACAAAAGAAACCAUGUAUUACUACACAUAUAAAUUCCAAACACUAAUCAGAUGUUAGAAUAUUGAGCAGGAAAAGCGUAUAGAAAAAUUGUAACAAGUAAAACAAAUGCAGCGUGGCCAAAACGAAGCAACAAUCAUCCAACAUAAAUGCAAUAUUAAGUUAAAUAGACUGAUAAUUAAAUAAAUGAAUAUUUAUGAAACUCGUUA
This is a messenger RNA of Anopheles funestus (African malaria mosquito), 4396 nucleotides long. RefSeq names its product calpain-11-like. The record is from RefSeq and is a predicted model, not a curated record. The coding region runs from base 1733 to 3988 and encodes 751 amino acids. Lineage: Eukaryota; Metazoa; Arthropoda; Insecta; Diptera; Culicidae. Gene Ontology annotation, cellular component: cytoplasm. Gene Ontology annotation, biological process: proteolysis. Gene Ontology annotation, molecular function: calcium-dependent cysteine-type endopeptidase activity. The transcript is spliced from 11 exons.